AUGAAGUUCACUUUGGUCUCCUCCGUCCUCUUCCUGGCCACCGCUGCCAUGGCCUCUGAUGUGAACUCCAUCGUCUCCGAUGUCGAAGGCGUCUACUCCACUGCCGUCGGCGGCAGCGAAUCCCUCGGAUCCGAAGUCGCCUCCAAGGCCACCUCUCUCGGGGAAGCCGCGAGCUCCGCCGGAUCUGGUGUCAUCUCAUCUGCUAAAAGCGAGGCUUCAUCCCUUGGCUCUGCCGCUGCCUCCGAAGCCAGCUCCAUCGGCUCUGAGAUCACGAGCCGGGUUGUCACCGCGGUUUCAGCUCAGACUACCAAGACUGACUCCGAGGGUAAUCCCACCGCUACCGAGUCCACCACCAUAGUCAGCACAUCCACUGGGUCUCCUUCCGGCUCUGCCACCCCCACUGAUAAUGCCGCCUUCGCUCGUCCCACGGCUGUCGGCGCUGUUGCUGCUGGUAUGGCCGGUCUCCUUGGUGUCAUGGUUGCACUGUAA
Penicillium robsamsonii is the source of this 489-nucleotide messenger RNA. Its product is annotated as putative GPI anchored protein. The transcript has a single exon. The record is from RefSeq and is a predicted model, not a curated record. Lineage: Eukaryota; Fungi; Ascomycota; Eurotiomycetes; Eurotiales; Aspergillaceae. Bases 1 to 489 code for a protein of 162 amino acids.